AUGAACUACUGUGUUUGUUACUUUGACUUGUUGGCCAUAACGUUGCAUCUGCUAUUUAUGACUUCCUCAUGUGAUGGUGGAAAAGUGCUAAUAUUUCCAGUAGAUGGAAGCCACUGGCUUAACAUGAAAAUCCUUGUGGAGGCUCUCCACUCUCAAGGCCACCAAAACACUGUGCUGCGGUCCUCUUCAAGCUGGUACAUUUCUGAAUUCUCACCUCAUUACACCUCCAUCACAGUCAUCCAGGAAGAGUCCCAGCCCAUUGAGAGUCAAAACUUCAUGAGCUCUUUUUUGAAGAGGUCAAUGGAAAUUCGUCAGAAUGACGGCUCACUCUGGGCAUUUUUUGAGUUAUAUUGGAAUCUUUUUGACUUAUUUAGACAAAACCAGCAAGUUGUGGCAAAACUUACUUCCACCAUCUUUGAGAAUAAGACGCUGAUUGGAGACCUAAACAAAACUGAAUAUGAUCUUUUUCUGACUGAUCCUGCAUUUCCAGGUGGUGUGCUGUUAGCACAUUACCUCCAGCUGCCUUUGGUUUACAAUGUGCGCUGGCUUUUUAGUGGAGAGGCACACCUUGCCGUCGCUCCUUCUCCAUUGUCCUACGUCCCUAUAUGCUUCUCCCAUAACUCUGACAAAAUGGAUUUUUUUCAAAGAAUCAGAAAUAUGAUCCAUUACAUCAUGUUUUUUUACAUGGAGUACUAUGUCUCCAGACCACCAUACCAGGCCUUGUGUGAUCAUUAUUUUGGAAAUAAUGUUAGCCUCAUGUCUCUAGUCCAAAAGGCUGACCUCUGGCUCAUGCGGGUUGACUUUACAUUUGAGUUCCCUCGUCCCACCAUGCCCAAUGUCAUCUACGUCGGUGGCUUCCAGGGUAAGCCUUCAAAGCCUCUCCCAUCAGAGUUUGAGGCAUUUGUCCAGAGUUCUGGUGAACAUGGGGUGAUCGUCAUGACAUUGGGGACCCUGCUGAGUGACCUUGGACAUGAAUUAACAGAGAUUUUUGCCUCAGCAUUUGCUAGCCUCCCUCAGAAGGUUGUGUGGAGACAUGUUGGGAAAAGACCAGCCACUCUGGGAAACAACACCAUGCUGGUUGAAUGGCUCCCUCAGAAUGAUCUACUAGGCCACCCUAAAACCAAAGUUUUUGUCACACAUGGUGGCACCAACGGCCUGUACGAAGCCAUCUACCAUGGUGUGCCAGUUCUGGGCAUUCCACUCAUUUUUGACCAGCAUGACAACUUGUUACGUAUGGAGGCCCGGGGAGUGGCUGAAAUAGUUGACGUGGCAAAAUUGGAUGUUGACUCCCUGACAAGUGCUCUGAAGAAUAUUUUGGACCCAGAAAAGCCCUACAAACAGAAUAUGCUCAAACUAUCACAACUUCAUCAUGAUCAGCCCAUGAAGCCUCUUGAUAGUGCUAUUUUCUGGAUGGAAUAUGUCAUGAGGCACAAGGGUGCAGCACAUCUGCGCACUGAGUCAUAUAAGCUGCCUUGGUAUGCCUGUCAUUGUCUAGAUGUGAUGGCAGUCCUUGUAGCAUUUGGCUUGCUGAUCAUUGCUUUAGUUUGGACUUCUUGUCAAUGUCUAAUUACAUUUUUGUUGAACACAAAGAAGUCCAAGCAUGAAUAG
Messenger RNA from Pelmatolapia mariae (spotted tilapia), 1608 nucleotides. RefSeq names its product UDP-glucuronosyltransferase 2B4-like. Gene Ontology annotation, molecular function: UDP-glycosyltransferase activity. The coding region runs from base 1 to 1608 and encodes 535 amino acids. Lineage: Eukaryota; Metazoa; Chordata; Actinopteri; Cichliformes; Cichlidae. The transcript has 2 exons. The record is from RefSeq and is a predicted model, not a curated record.